Dichomitus squalens LYAD-421 SS1 is the source of this 1758-nucleotide messenger RNA. RefSeq lists its product as uncharacterized. The transcript has 5 exons. The coding region runs from base 1 to 1758 and encodes 585 amino acids. The record is from RefSeq and is a predicted model, not a curated record. Gene Ontology annotation, molecular function: protein binding. NCBI's taxonomy places the organism in Eukaryota, Fungi, Basidiomycota, Agaricomycetes, Polyporales, Polyporaceae.
AUGGCCUUCCUCGACCUCCCAGACGAAUUGCUUGCUCAAGUCGCCAUACAUCUCUCUUUCUGCGACCUUCUCCACCUGCAGCAAGCAUGCACUCGCCUGUUCGACGUCGUCAAUUCUACCGCGGCGCUCCAGUAUGCCAUCGAGCUUCGCGUGGCCGGCAUGAUUGACAACCAGGCGUCACAUCUUGUUCCGGGCGAUCGACUGCGCAUCCUACUAGAGAAGGAAAAGGCAUGGAGAGAGAUAGACUUAUCGGACAGGAAAGUACUCCCGUUGAAUCACAAUCCUUCCGGCAUAUACGACCUCACCGGUGGCGUACUUCUGCUUGGCGAGAGGAAGCACUCCGAAGGAAACACUGGUACGGACGGUGUACACACCGUGCACUUGCAUUCGGCAUUUGAAGAGGGAGCCGCAUCACACACGCGCAAGCUAUGGUCGCACUUGGAUCUAGGCAAGCAAGUCAUAGACGUCGGACUCGCAGUCCAUGAACAUGACUUAAUUGCAAUUGUAACAUACUCUUACCUGAUGUAUACUCUGCCUAGAUACAUCCACGAGGCGCAAUUAUGGGCUUCCAUAGACAUACAUUUAAUUCAGCACUCAACUGGCCAGCCUCACCCUGCCGCAGCAAAACCUGUGCUGCACUUUGACAAUGUUCACUACCUCCCCGGGCAUUCCAGUAUUAUGCUCGAGGUUGCGGGGGAUACGCUCUGCUUCCUCUUCAACAACUACUUUCCGUUCAAACGCCUCUACUCCGAUCCCACCAUGUUUAACUCUUUCGUCCUCCUCUCCCCAGAUACCGUCGCCCUCCCUAUAAUCCCGAACAACUCCAUCGAAAUCUGCUAUUUCGGCAAGGAGCUCGCCGCGCCGCCUCCCCCAGCUCCCGCUACAGGUGAUGCCGAGGCCAUUGACGCAGCCUCGAGCCUUCCCAACGUCCCCCUUCUUGAUACAACCUGCAUCCUCGAGCUCCCCCCGCUGGACCACGGCGCGCUUGUUCUGCGCAUGACCUGCCGCUGCGAGCCGAACCCGCGCGGUCCCUCGAAGUCCGCAACUCACGUUGACACGCGCAAUCCGUUCUACUCGGACCCGGAGGAGGCGAUCAUGGUCCUCCACCUGCACAUGCGCCUCCCGCUCGGCGCGACGCGGGUGUACACGAUGAUCGUCCACCGCUCGUCCCUCCUCAAGAUCACGCGCUACGCGCUCGAAGCUCGCGAGCAGGCGAAAGCGCGGGGCGAAGGCCCCGAGCCACUUAGGGAGUCUCCCCCUCCCGCGACGUCCGCGCCGAUCGAACGCGACGAUGCAGACCUGAUAUCGCCCCCGUCGGUGCCCUGGAAAGACUGGGGCCCGGCGCACACCCGGUGGUUCCAGGACGAGAUCUCGGGCACGCGCUGGAUCACGACCACGUGCGGGCAGCGGUUCGUGCGCGUACGGAGCGACGGACGGUUGUACGUGUACGACUUCAACCAGCGCGCGAUGCGGCGGUUCCUCCAGCAGCGUGCGCUCGCUGGGGAGUCUGUGGGCAGUCGCAAGGGGGAGAAGGUCAUCGCGAAGGGGGAGGAUCCGAGGUUGCGGUUGAAGGUCGUGCUGGGUACGACAGUCAUCGGGUACUCGUCCGCGUGGGCGGGGGAGAUGGAGAGCGCGUUACCAUACAUUGAGAGGAGCGUUCCUAUCUCUGAAGAGUAUGAGAGCGUGUUGGUCGAUGAGGACAUCAUCGUUGGAUUGAAGGUGGGUGUAUGGCAUCGUGUCCUGGUUCCCGUUUGCUAA